CAGGAUUUUAAUGUCACACUCACACUCGUUUCUUCUUUAGCCUUUAGCUGGACGGCUAGCUGCCGGUUAUCAACAUGACGCACAUAUUCUGUUAUUAAACAGAAAUUAAGGAAUAUACAGGGCUGAAUGGGAUAGACGGCAGGUCGUUACGUGGAGCCACUUGAGCCAAGAUGCCUCAGAACCCGCUCAAGAGCACCCAUUACAUCGAGCUGGGCAGCUACCAGUACUGGCCUGUGCUCGUGCCCAGAGGGAUCCGCUUGUACACCUAUGAGCAGAUCCCAGGGUUUCUGAAGGAGAACCCGUACAUCACAGACGGAUACAGAGCACACCUGCCAUCAAAACUCUGCAUCAAAAGUAUAUUCAUUCUGUCCAAUGAGACGGUGAACAUCUGGAGUCAUCUGCUUGGGUUCCUGCUGUUUUUCUCGCUGGGGGUAUAUGACAUGGCCACGGUCCUGCCGUCUGCGGGGGCGUCACGAGAGGACUAUGUGAUUUAUUCAAUAGGACUAUUUUGUUUUCAGGUUUGCAUGCUGUGUUCUGUGGGCUACCACUUGUUCAGUUGUCAUCGCUCGGAGAAGACGUGUCGCCGCUGGCUUGCUCUGGACUACGCUGGAAUAUCCGUGGGGAUUUUGGGAUGUUAUGUGCCUGGAGUCUUCUAUGCCUUCUACUGCAACAGUUUUUGGAGGCAGGUGUACCUGCUGACGGUGCUGGCUCUGAUCCUGGCGGUGUUUGCGGCUCAGAUUCAUCCUCUCUACCUCACACAUCACUGGAAGAAGCUGCGCUCUGUCAUGUUCUGCUCCGUGGCUGGAUACGGCAUUAUCCCAGCCUGCCACUGGGUCUGGAUCAACGGAGGAUUUGACUCUGAAAUCGUAAAGAUGUUUUUUCCUCGAGUCAUGAUCAUGUACGUGAUCGCUGCCUCCGCGUUCCUUUUCUACGUCAGUAAAAUCCCAGAACGAUACUUCCCAGGCCAGCUGAACUAUCUUGGUGCCAGUCACCAGCUCUGGCACGUGCUGGUGGUCGUCAUGUUCUACUGGUGGCACCAGACCGCUGUCUACAUCAUGAACUACAGACACAAUCAGCCCUGCAGCAGUGGUUAAACAUGCUUAUGAAAUCAUCCAUUUUCUUUGGCAUUAGUUUAAGUUGUGCUAAUAGAAUCGAACAAUGAAACUUUACCUCUCAUCUGCCUUUGAACAACGUACCUUAGGGUUACGUGCAAUCAAUAUUGUGUUGAGUUUAUCCGCCUGAAGAAAACUUUCAUACACAUUCUCUGCUGGAUAUACCGGUACAUUGUCUUUGUCUGUUACUUUAUGUAUUUUGAUUUCUAUUGAGCCUUUUGCCCAUGGUAUCAUGGGGGUUGUGAAACUAUACUGUUAAUACUUUGCCUCACUUUUCUGGAAUGUCCAUCAUUUAAAUGACCUUAACUCUCACUGUUUUUCUGACGUAUGUUACAAUUUAGUUUACUGUAAUUUUGUGACUUUUUUUUAAAUACUUGUUUGGUAAAGGGAGUUGUUAUGAUGUAUUAAACGCACUGAGUUCAUGUAACGUUAUAGCAUAACUGGACUCUGGGAAUUUAAAUGACCAAGCAAGCAUCUUCAGUACUUAAUGUAAACAAUGGGUCAAAAAAUACUUGCACUGAGUUGAUUAUGAAUAUGUAUUGAGGCAGCCAUUACAGAACUUUUUGUGUGACUGUUUCUCCUCAUUCUUUUUACACUUUCUGUUAGCGGUUUGGUUUUCUUUAUUUGAUAUUUUAAUCUUUUGGAAAUUAUACAAACUGCCUGAAUAAUGAAACUGAAUAAAAAGCCUUGUUCGUUCA
This is a messenger RNA of Pimephales promelas (fathead minnow), 1810 nucleotides long. It is a transcript of the gene paqr3b, whose product is annotated as progestin and adipoQ receptor family member IIIb. Lineage: Eukaryota; Metazoa; Chordata; Actinopteri; Cypriniformes; Leuciscidae. The record is from RefSeq and is a predicted model, not a curated record. Gene Ontology annotation, cellular component: membrane. Gene Ontology annotation, molecular function: signaling receptor activity.